Molecule: messenger RNA, 752 nt
Organism: Portunus trituberculatus (swimming crab)
Lineage: Eukaryota; Metazoa; Arthropoda; Malacostraca; Decapoda; Portunidae
Product: histidine-rich glycoprotein-like
Exons: 2
Coding region: 65-496 (143 amino acids)
Source: RefSeq, a predicted model, not a curated record
UGGCCUGCACGGGACUGGCAGAGACACUGGGGCUGAAGGCAGUGAGCAAACACCACCACCCACCAUGAAGUUCUACGUGUGUGCAGCUGUGGGCCUCCUGGCAGUGGCGGCGCUGGUGCACGCCGACCCUGAGCCCGAGGCCCUCGCUGAGGCUGACCCUGAAGCCUCCCAUCCCUACUACCCCUACCGCUACUACGGCUACCCUUACCGCCACUACGGCUACCGCUACCACCACCACCACAAGCGGUCUGCUGAACCAGAGCCCAUCGCUGACGCCUCUGCUGAGCCCAGCCGCACCUACUAUUCCGGCCACAACUACGGCUACCCCAGCCACUACUACGGUUAUCGCCAACACUAUGGCCACCCCCACUAUCACCACAAGCGUUCUGCUGACCCAGAGCCCAGCGCUGAUGCCUUUGCUGAGCCCAGCCGCACCUACUACCACGGCUACGGCCACCGCUACUACUACGGUUACCCUCGCCGCUACUACUACUAGAGGCGCACCUUUCGUCGACACCCAGCAGCCGCCCUCUCCCUCUCGGCGACAGGGGCCUGUCUCUUGACAACAACGAAACGCUUACCUGAGGCGGCUGAGGAGAGGCGACGACACCUGCCGCAGGAUAGGCCGGUUCUGCUCACGUCGGUUUUUCUCGCGCGCAAGUGUCGCCCCAGACGCCCCGGGGCACCCGGGUGAGGCGCCCCCCGCCCCGGCAGCCUCACCCACUUUCCAGAAUAAAGUUACCCUCCACUGA